Molecule: messenger RNA, 4640 nt
Organism: Rhineura floridana
Lineage: Eukaryota; Metazoa; Chordata; Lepidosauria; Squamata; Rhineuridae
Gene: DLL3
Product: delta like canonical Notch ligand 3
Exons: 9
Coding region: 239-2203 (654 amino acids)
Biological process (GO): heterophilic cell-cell adhesion; cell communication; establishment or maintenance of epithelial cell apical/basal polarity
Cellular component (GO): plasma membrane; protein-containing complex
Molecular function (GO): calcium ion binding
Source: RefSeq, a predicted model, not a curated record
CAUAAACUGCGCGCUUCCUCCAUCCGGCAGUCUCUCCUCGGCGCUGCUCGGUCGCUCGUCUCUCCAGCCUGAGGGUGGCACCUGCGGCUUCUCUCCUCUCCGACGCCUUCGCGGGAAGUUUUCCCUUUGGGCUGCUGUGCGACGCCGCGCCCGCCCGCCCGCCCGCCCGCCCGCCGAGGACUCGGGUCCGCAGAGGGCGCCCUCCUCUCCUGCCGCGCCGAUUGGGAUCUCGCCGGCCAUGGCUCGCCUCGUCGUCUCGGGUUUCCUCGCCCUGCUUUGCGCCCAGCUGGCUGAGCAGGCUGGCGUCUUCGAACUUCAAGUGCAUUCCUUCACCACAAGCAGCCCCCGAAGUUUGUGCCGUGGUGCCCACCCCUGCCGCCUCUUCUUCCGUGUCUGCCUCAAACACGCCCAAGCCGUGGUUUCCCCAGAGCCCCCCUGCACCUUUGGGGCAGCCCUGAGUGACAUCGUCCCUGCUGACCGCAGUGCUGUGGCCACCAGUGGGCCCAUCCGUGUCCCCUUCCACUUCAAGUGGCCGGGCACCUUCUCCCUCAUUAUUGAAUCUUGGAGGGCUGACUCAGGAGAGCCAUCCACAGAGGAUGCCCAGAGGCUCAUCAGUCGCUUGGCUACACGCCGCCGCUUGGCUGUGGGUGAGGACUGGUCACAAGAUGUGCAGCUUGGAGAGCAAAGCGAGCUGCGUUACUCCUACCAUGUCACCUGUGAUGAGCACUAUUAUGGGGAGAGCUGCUCAGACUACUGCCGGCCACGGGAUGAUACCUUUGGGCACUACACCUGUGACGAACUUGGCAGCAGGAUCUGCCUAGCAGGGUGGCGGGGUGAAUACUGCUCUGAGCCCAUUUGCCUGCCUGGCUGCAGCAACAGCCAUGGGUACUGCGAGAAGCCCGGAGAGUGCAAGUGUCGUAUUGGCUGGCAAGGGCACUUCUGUGAUGAGUGUGUCCGCUACCCAGGCUGCCUCCAUGGCACCUGCAUGCAGCCGUGGCAGUGCAACUGCCAAGAAGGUUGGGGUGGGCUCUUCUGCAACCAGGACCUCAACUACUGCACCAACCACCAUCCGUGCAAGAAUGGCGCCACCUGCACCAACACUGGCCAAGGAAGCUACACCUGCAGCUGCCGGGCCGGCUUUGCUGGGACAAGCUGCGAGAUCGAGACCAACGAAUGUGACAGCAACCCUUGCAAGAAUGGAGGCAGCUGCAAUGACUUAGAGAAUGACUACAAAUGCACCUGUCCUCAAGGUUUCUAUGGCAAGAACUGCGAAGUCAGUGCCAUGACCUGUGCCGAUGGGCCUUGUUUCAAUGGUGGGACCUGUGCGGAGAAACAGAUGGGCAGCUACACUUGCCACUGCCUGGUGAACUACCAUGGUUCCAACUGUGAGAAAAAGAUAGACCGGUGCAGUAACAGCCCCUGCUUGAACAGCGGCCACUGUCUGGAUCUGGGCCGUAGUGUGAUCUGCAAAUGCCGUCUGGGUUUUGCUGGCCCUCGCUGUGAGCUGAAUAUCGAUGAUUGUGCAGGAAACCCUUGCGCUAAUGGAGGCACGUGCAUUGAUGGUCCAAACAGCUACACCUGCUCUUGUACCCUGGGCUAUGGCGGGAAGGACUGUAGCACCCGCAUGGAUGCUUGUGGCUCCAACCCUUGCUUGAACAGCGGCACCUGCUAUACUCACUUCUCAGGCCACGUCUGUGAGUGUUCAGCUGGCUACAUGGGCUCCAGUUGCGAGUUCAAAGUUCAGGUUCCCACCCCUGUUAGCAGCCAGCGGGUGACUGAGGGCCCUUUUCCUGUUGCCUUGGCAGUUUCCUUUGCUCUGGGGCUUAUGACGUUGGUGCUGGCGGCAUGUGCCGCUGUGGCUGUGCUUCGACAUAUGAGGCAAGGCUGUAAAGCUGUGAAAAGCAGUGUCCGCAAUGACCUGGCAACCAUCAACAACCUCAAGGAGAGGGAUGGCUUCCUCAUUUCCCCUGGAUGCUUUAAGGUGUCGAACAAAGAUGGCAGAUUCAGUGGUGACCAGUUCAACUGCAAGAGGAAGUUGCUGGAUCAGAGCCAUGAGUCGCUCUGCAAGAAGAAGCUGGAGAACAAAAAACCUGAGUCCAUCCGGUCCGUUGUUCCUGCAGGAUACCCCAAAGAAGGCACCUAUCACCCCAUCUACAUCAUCCCAGACCAGAUGGAGCAGUGCAUUUAUGCAACAGAGGUCUAACGAAGAUCCUUCGCCCAAGCCUUGGACUCUGGCAUCUGUUUCUUAUCUUAUUUUUCUUCCAAAUUCUCAACUAAAGGAAUGUUUACAGAGCAGACUGAAUGGACUCCUGGAGCAGCCAAUGUCUUACCAUUAUUAAUUUUUUAAUCUAUAUAGUAUUAUAUAAAAAGGACUCCUUUUUUAAAGGAAAAAUAUUUAAUAUUUAUUCUUGCUGCUAUUUUUUUAAUUUUAUUUUUGCAUUGAGAGCAACAGACUGACUUAAAGGUCUUAGGAAACAACCAACGGAGUGGAAAGUGUUUGAAAGUUAGCCCUAGGUUUGGUGAGGAUUGUUUGGGUUAUCUCUUGAAAAGGGGCAACAGAAAGGAGGCGAAUUUGGGGUUUGGAGAGGGGGAGAUUUGGGAGGAAGAGAGGCUGCCCUGGGAUUGUCUGAUCUGUAGAAAAGGCGGGUCCUUUUCCCUCACAGAAGCGCCAGGACUGAAAGGAUUUUUGCAUGUUUUUAUUUUCAAAACAAUUUUGCCACUUCUCCUUCAGCAUGUUGGUCCCUUUGCCCCCACCCAUGGUGAGUGUCCCCCAAGUUUGAAGGAGGGGAGCUGCCCUUUCAUUCAGCCAUUAGUGAGAUAAAUAAAACAAGCCACCCGCUGCACAACAGGAAUUUAUGACUCACUAGAUUUGUCUCACCUUUCAACUACGAAACAUCCCCAAGUCAGCUUUCAUUAAAAACAAAAACAAAAAAACAGUGUGCAUCCAUUGGCUUGAUUUUGUUGAAAAGAAAUAAUCAUGAAAUGAGAUUUCAAGGGGAACCUAAGGAUUUGAGAGACUCCUGCAAAGGCAGGAGUGAAGGAUCCUCUUACGAGCCAAAGGAGACCACACUGUUGCUUUAAAACUAACUGGCAGGACAUGUCCAAUUUCUUGCCUGUACCUUGUAGACGCUAAAGGGUUAGGGUACAUCUUGUUGCGCAAAGAGCUCUCACCACAAGGUGAAAAAUGCCACCAGUUCUUGAAGAAGCAUUUUGCAACUGGAGAAACUGUUAAGGUCAUACCACUCUUUCCCCAUACAGGGACAGCAUUUAUGCAAGACAAGUAAGCCUAUGAAGACUAAGGGAUUUCCCUUCAUAGGGAAAGUUCCCUGGUUUGGUUGUUUUAAUCAGGGAUUGGGAACCUCCAGGCUGGAUGUGGCCCUUGGAGGCUUCCCAUCCAGGGCCUCUCUUACUUGCCCCCCCUCCCUCCCUAGCAGGGAGAGGGAAAGCAGCAAACUGCAAGUCCUAGGGGCCUGAUCCAGAUUAGGACCCUGGCGUAGAAGGGCCUUACCCUUGCCCUCUCACUGUGGUCCUGAGUUGGAUUGAGGGCCCUUUGCCUGCAAGUUGAUUGCCAAAAAAAGAAUUGAUUCAAACAAUAUAUAUUUUUUUGCCAAUGGAUGUAUACAUCCUUAAAAGGUUAUUUAGGUCCUAGAUGUGUGCCUCUCUAUAGCCCCACCUGCUGCUGGAAUGUGGCCCAAAAAAACUUUUUACCAGGGUACUGCUGCCCUUGGGAUGAAAAAGAUUCCCUAUCCCUGUUUUGAAUUAACAAAACACUCAACCGCAUUCACAGGAUGCCGCCCUUCAUUAGGAAUCAAGGGCACAACAGAAGAUUCUGUUCAACAGGAGUUUGUGUCCUCGGUUUGAGUUGUUUGGGAAGGUUUUACCCCUCUGCUGAUGGACGCUGCACUCCACAAGGGCACCAACCCAUGGGCCUCAGAGCCUGUCUGGCCAUGGAGAUGCGGCUCAGGCUGGACCAAAAGCAAGGUGAAACAUGCAAAGGGGCUGAGAAGAGAGACAGAAUUAUUUUUGGUAUCAAUCGAAACAGAAUCCAGUGUGACCUAUAUGACAAUUUAGCUUAAUUUCAUGAUUUUUUAAAUUUUUUGAACUCGUGCUCUUGUUACCUGACAAAUGGCAAUUUCAAAUAAACAUUUUUUCCCAGUAUUUUUUAAAACAAUGGUGAGUAUUUUUGUGCAAAAAAAGAUGACGGGAAUAGAAUCGUACUUUGGUAGCAACUAAGUCAGCUCACUAUAAUACCAGUUGUGGCAACCUUUUCAUUCUGGUGGUGGUGGUGUUUUAAAUAUUAAGGCUUCAAUCCUAUACUUGCUUACCUGGGAGUAAGCCUCACUGAAAUCAAUGGCAUUUACUUCUCAUGUGUAGUCAUGUACUGUUAAAUUUUCAACCGUGGAUCCUAAUGUCACAAGUUCUACUAGAAAUAUUUUGGAAUGGAUAGCAGUUCUUGUUACUUUUUAAACUGUUCCCCUCCCCCCCCCCAGUUUUUCUUUUAAUUUAAAAACGUAAGUAUUUUGUACAAAAAAAACCCUGCUGGAGGUGCUUUAUCUACAUAUUUAAAUUGUACAUAAUGUAUAUUUAUAAGUGUCAUGUUUAUAUAUUCUCCACCUGCUGUGACUUUUCUUCUUUAUGUA